Amoebophrya sp. A120 is the source of this 475-nucleotide messenger RNA. The record is from the annotation of a GenBank genome assembly. NCBI's taxonomy places the organism in Eukaryota, Dinophyceae, Syndiniales, Amoebophryaceae.
GGCGGGCGGCUUCCAUCCUAGCUACCGCAUUGAUUGGGCACGAAGCCCGCAGCCCGGCGCAGCAUUUUUUUUGCCCGCCCUUGUCAUGGGCCCAGAGAAUUCGCUGCGCCGCCGGCAGUAGUGAUUUUUUGCCGUGGCCGCGCCGACACAAUGAAUGUAGAUGGGGCAGCCGCCCAACGAGAAACUUUUCGGACGCCAUCCAGGAUCGGAUGAACGGCGGGGGUUCAUAUAUCCGUCAUUUUCCCUGUUCCGCCCAUUUUUGUAGUGACUGAUAGUUUUUCGCGAGGAAGUGAUAGGUCACUACAGAGUGAAAGAUAUCACGGAGGACAUAGUACUGAGAGAGAGGGACGAUUGAUUCCUUGGCAGGAGUAGAGAGAGCAUGGAGAUGAGAUCACAAAGACGAGAGACUGCGAUGAGAUAGAGAAUCAAUGGGACGAGGACGUUUGAGAUCCUCAUGAGUGCGCCUAAUAUCAUC